Messenger RNA from Aspergillus brunneoviolaceus CBS 621.78, 1174 nucleotides. RefSeq lists its product as uncharacterized. Lineage: Eukaryota; Fungi; Ascomycota; Eurotiomycetes; Eurotiales; Aspergillaceae. The transcript has a single exon. The coding region runs from base 243 to 1112 and encodes 289 amino acids. The record is from RefSeq and is a predicted model, not a curated record.
CUGCAUCUCAUCUUCGUUGGGUCCCUUCCCAUCGCUUUCAUCUUUUUCUAUCUCAGAACCCCGCGCACCAUAAUCGACAGCCCAGACGAGUUUUCACUUUACUGAGUGAUUCGAUUACAACCAAACCAUCCCCAACCCCACGCCCCGAAUCACUCAAGAACAAAUCCCUCGACCCGUCCGUCGGACGCAAGAGAUGUCCGCUUGAAUACCACCACCACCACCACCACAGCACACCACACGAAAUGGACGCACAAGCCAUCCUCCUCAAACUGGGCUGGUCCGGCCCCGGCAACCCGCUGAACCCCAACGCCCGCCCGGGCGCCACCUCGGGCCUGGGGCUGACGCGGCCUAUCCUCGUCGCCCGCCGGAAGGGCAACUCGGGCGUGGGCAACAAGACCACCAAGGACCCCACGAAUCAGUGGUGGCUGCGCGGGUUCGAGGAUGCGCUGAAGGGGGUCGGCGAGGAGCGGCGGACCCCCGCGGACGCGCGCACGCCCAACGCGCUGACGAGCGAGCUGUACCGGUUUUUCGUGCGCGGGGAGGUCGUUGCGGGGACUCUGGGGGACAAACACAAGGAUGAUGGGGAGGGGGCCAACGGGAAGAGGAAGAGGGAAGGGGACGAUGAGGAUGAUGGCGACGACGACGACAAAAAUGGGAAGAAGCGCAAGGAGAAGAAGAAAGAGACGAAAGAGGAGAGAAAGGCCCGGAAAGAGGAGCGGAAGAAGCGCAAGGAUGAGAGACGCGUGAAGCGGGAGGAGAAGAAGAAGCGAAAGGAGGAGAGGGAGGCGCGCAGAGCGGAUCGGAAGCUCAGACGCGAGAAGAAGGCUGCCGCGAAGCUGUUGAAGCGGCGGAAGGAGGGCGAGGAGGAUGCGCCGCGGCCUCAGUAUGAGGAUUAUCCUACGCCGCCGAUGACGGAGCAGGAACAGGAGCAGACGGGUGAGGCGGAGGCUGGUGUGAAAGUGAAGAAGACCAAGGAGAAGAAGGACCGCAAGGACAAGAAGAACAAGGAGGAGAAGAAGACACCAAAAGAGAGCAAGAAGAGGAAGACGCGAGAGGAGGCGUCGGCAGAUGAGGCACCGAAAAAGUCGAAAAAGUCCCAAGCGGCGGAAUGAAACCUCCCGGAAGGUGGGAUAGAUACUUAGAUUAGACUUCUUACAGAUACCCAUGGCUUGUU